This is a messenger RNA of Alternaria atra, 1371 nucleotides long. RefSeq lists its product as uncharacterized. Gene Ontology annotation, molecular function: transaminase activity; pyridoxal phosphate binding. Gene Ontology annotation, cellular component: mitochondrion. The transcript is spliced from 2 exons. NCBI's taxonomy places the organism in Eukaryota, Fungi, Ascomycota, Dothideomycetes, Pleosporales, Pleosporaceae. The record is from RefSeq and is a predicted model, not a curated record. Bases 1 to 1371 code for a protein of 456 amino acids.
AUGUCUUCUCUUCCAUAUGCAGAUGCAAAAAUUGCGCAGCUUCAGCGUGACGCGGACGACUGUCUACUUACAUAUGGAACUGCAUUUCAUCCGGAAAUCAUCACUUCAACUGAUGGCAUUAACGUCGAGACAGCUUCGGGCCACCGAAUGAUGGAUUUCACCUCUGGCCAAAUGAGUACUUUGAUCGGACAUGGCCACCCUGAAGUUGUGAAAGUGAUUGCGGAUCAUGCGCAGCACCUCGAUCAUCUUUUUAGCGGCAUGAUUAGCCCUCCGGUGAUUCACCUUGCGAAACGACUAACUAGCGUCGCGCCUGCCGGGCUCGACAAGGCUUUCUUCUUGUCCACUGGAGGGGAAAGCAACGAAGCCGCCAUUCGACUAGCCAAGUUCUAUACCGGCAAGUGGGAAAUCGUGGGCCUCGCUGCCUCAUGGCAUGGCAUGACAGGCGGAUCGCUGGGUGCUCAGUAUCAUGCAGGACGUUCCGGUUACGGUCCGAACAUGAUUGGAAAUCUAGCGCUACCAACCCCCAACUCCUAUCGCUCAAUAUUCAGGCACGUCGAUGGUUCACAUGACUGGAAGACUGAGCUGGACUAUGGCUUCGAUCUUCUAGACAAGCAAUCCUGCGGAUCACUUGCGGCAGUUAUCGUCGAACCCAUUUUAUCGAGCGGAGGCAUGCUGGAGCUUCCUCCGGGAUACCUGAGGGCCUUGAAGGAGCACUGUGAGGUGCGAGGUAUGCUUCUCAUCGUUGAUGAAGCACAGACAGCACUCGGAAGAGCUGGUGAUAUGUUCGCGUUCACACAUCAUCCCGAGGAUGAGGGCGUCGUACCGGAUAUCCUGACACUCAGCAAAACGCUUGGAAAUGGAAUACCACUUAGCGCCGUCAUGACAUCGAACCGCAUCGCCCAGCAUGCUAAAAACCACGGUUUCUUGUUCUAUACCACGCACAUCAACGAUCCUCUUCCAGCUGCUGUUGGCGAUAAGGUUCUCGAGAUCGUUAUCAGGGACGACCUCUGCGCUCGUUCCAGGACACUCGGUGUCAAGCUCCAAGCCGGUCUCAGGCGACUACAGUCACGAUAUGGUUGUAUUGGUGAUGUACGUGGCCGAGGCCUGAUGGCCGGCAUGGAAGUCGUCGGCGACAGAAAGUCGAAGGUUGGCGCCCCGGAAGUGGGGGCUGCAGUGUCGAACAAGAUGGUAGAGAUGGGCCUUUGGGCUCAAUUAGCCACCAUGGCAUCUUUCGGUGGAGUGUUCCGCAUUGCGCCUCCGAUCACAGUUACUGAGGAGCAGCUCGAUCUCGCAUUGACAAUCAUUGAGGAAGCAUUGAGGACGACUCCAGGUACGAUGCCGCUAUACACUGAUGUUGACGCGCGGCUAUAA